This is a messenger RNA of Kwoniella shivajii, 1176 nucleotides long. RefSeq lists its product as uncharacterized. Lineage: Eukaryota; Fungi; Basidiomycota; Tremellomycetes; Tremellales; Cryptococcaceae. The record is from RefSeq and is a predicted model, not a curated record. The coding region runs from base 1 to 1176 and encodes 391 amino acids. The transcript has 10 exons. Gene Ontology annotation, molecular function: NAD binding; NADP binding; oxidoreductase activity, acting on the CH-OH group of donors, NAD or NADP as acceptor.
AUGUCAGGAUUGAGAGCUCAUUUCAACCAAAACCCAGUGACACCACCAGUCGAAGCAAUUGGAGAUCCGAUUGAAACACAUGGAGGAACAUAUGAACCUCCAAGUGGGACCGCGACUCCCGCUGAACCCAUCCCAUUCUCAAGACCAUCGACACCUACGCCCGCACAUGACCAACUUGCCUUCGUCGGUUUAGGUGAAAUGGGUAAAAGAAUGGCAUCCAACUUGGCUAAACAUCUGACGAGUGAUGGACAACCACCUCUUAUGGUAUACAAUAGGAAAGAAGAUGGAGUACACAAGUUCUUGAAAUAUGCCGAAGAUCAUAACGUUCCGGAAAGCGCUUAUACGGUAGUGAACGAUCUUGAAGAGAUUGGAAGAACCGCCGAUAUGGUAAUCACUUCUCUCGCAGGGGAUGAAGCUGUAGAAGCUGUCUAUGAACAGUUAUUCCAGGGUCAAGAGACACAAAAAGGUACAGGAGAUGGAAUCGUUCCAGGUGGAAGGGGGAGAACCACCAUCUUCGUGGAUACCAGUACUAUUUACCCUACAACAGCUGGUAAACUUGAAAUUCAAGCGCGUUCGUCACCUCAUCGUGUAUUCCUAUCAUGUCCCGUAUUCGGUGUACCAAAAGCAGCGGAAACUGCAGAUUUGAUCUUGGCUAUUUCUGGUGACUAUUUCGCCAAGAAACAUGCAGCACAUGCUCUCGUUCCUGCCAUAGGUAGAAAAGUGAUGGAUUUAGGCAGUAAUGUUGAACGAGCUAUGAGCUUCAAACUAGUAGGAAACGCAUUAGAAUUAGGAUUCAUCGAACUCUUAGCUGAAUGUUUCACGUUGUGUGAUCAAUCAGGUGUAGGAUCUGAUAAAUUAGUAGAAUUAAUCAAAGAACAACAUAAAUCACCUGCGUUAAUUAGAUAUUCAGACAGAAUCACCAAAAACAAAUUCAAUAGUGAAGGUGGAUUCAAUCUGGGUGGUGGAAUCACCGAUGCUAGAAACAUUCGACAGCUCGCUGAAGAUCAUAACGUACCAAUGCCAGUGAUGGAUGUAGCUCAACAACACAUGUUAUCAGCUCGUGCUCACGGCGGUGAUUUGAUGGAUUGGACAGCUUUAGUAGGUGGUCAAAGAAUAGCAGCAGGUUUGAAACCAUUUGCAGGAAGAGUGAGACUUGAGAAAUACGAAGAUAAAUAA